AUGCUCCUGCCCCUGCUGCUGCUCGGGGCCACCCUGCUGCGCCCUGGCGGCGGCUCCUACCAGCACCCCUUCUACAACGGCUUCUACUACAACCACGUCAUGAACGACAAGGGCGACGGCCACGAGAACGUGGUCUACUUCAGUGUGGCCAAGCUCAUUGUGGAGACCCCCAAGGACCCCGUCUACAGCUCCAGCGGUGCCAACGUCACCCUGCCCUGCCACUACCACUACGAGCCCGAGCAGGAGUCCAAGCACAAGAUCCGCAUCAAGUGGUCCAAGCUGCGCGAUGACUACACCAAGGAGCAGGACGUGCUGGUGGCYAUCGGCAAGACCCAGGUGGCCUUCGGGGCCUUCAAGGGCCGCGCGGGCCUGCGGCAGAGCGGCCGGCGCGAGGCCUCGCUCGUGGUGAGCGACCUGCGCCUGCAGGACGCCGGCAAGUACCGCUGCGAGGUCAUCGACGGCCUGGAGGACGAGAGCAACGUGGUGGAGCUGCGGCUGCAAGGCAUCGUCUUCCCAUACCAGCCGCGGGGCGGGCAGUACCAGCUCAACUUCGCCGAGGCCGAGCGGGCCUGCCGGGACCAGGGCGCCAUGGUGGCCUCCUUCAGCCAGCUGCUGCAGGCCUGGAGCGAGGGCCUGGACUGGUGCAGCGCGGGCUGGCUGGCGGACGGCACGGUGCACUACCCCAUCCGGCAGCCGCGCGCGCACUGCGGCGGCCUGCACCUCGCGCCCGGCAUCCGCAGCUACGGCCCGCGCCACCGCCGCCUGCACCGCUUCGACGUCUUCUGCUUCUCCUCGGCGCUCAGAGGGGAGAUCUUCUACGUGGAGCGCCCGGGCGGGCUGACGCUGGAGGAGGGCGGGCAGGYGUGCCGGGCGGCGGGCGCCGAGGUGGCCCGUGUCGGGCAGCUCUACUCCGCCUGGAAGUUCCAGGGGCUGGACCGCUGCGACGCCGGCUGGCUGGCGGACGGCAGCGUCCGCUACCCCAUCGCCAAGCCCAGGGCCAACUGCGGCCCCGGCGAGCCCGGCGUGCGCAGCUUYGGCUUCCCCGCCGCCGGCCGCUUCGGCGUCUUCUGCUACAAGGAGAGAUGAGGAGCUGCCGGCGCCCGCUCGGCCGCAGGACGUCUCAGCCAGGUGUUUCCCAGGUCUUCGGGGAGGGGACGUGUGUUUGGGUGGGAAGGGGGACUUUUUUUUUGGUUUAUUGUUUUUCUUGCUUUACGUUUUCACACUUCUCAAAGGCUGCCCCGCGGUGCCCGGGCUGGGGAGCAGGGCUGGGUGUGAGCCCGUGGCACUGGCAGCACCGGUGCCCGGCCCCRUCGCGGGCACAAGGACGAUGGCCCCGUUGCCCACGUGGGCUCGGCGGCUUGAAGGCCGCUCCCACCUUCACCCCUUUGGCCACCUGCACCCCCUGGGGCUGGUGGCUCUGUCCCCGCCUGCCUGUCCCCAGGCCUGGGGGUSCCGGCCCCACGGCUGCCCCCAGCAGCCUCCCAGAGCUCGCGGGGCGCAGCCGGGUUUGGACUUGUGGGCGCCGGCGCAUCCCUGUUGUCCCGGUGCCGCUGCAGGAUGUGCCGGCUGUGGGGGAGCCCCGGUGCCCUCCUCCCUGGGCACCCUCGCCAGGGCGCCCCACAACACUGGUGCCUUGUUCAAGAGCUGGGUUAUGACAAGAUUCAUUUUCCUCUUCUAAUAAAGUGUUGGAGAAAGGCCUYGAGCCGUUGGACUGUCCCCCCAUUUCUGUUUUGGUGCAAGAACCGCAUCUGCACCCCUAAGGACUGCAGAGUGGGAACACGGUGGAGAUGCCGACCACAGUCCCCUCUGCUGGGGCCACCUGCUA
Molecule: messenger RNA, 1825 nt
Organism: Nothoprocta perdicaria
Lineage: Eukaryota; Metazoa; Chordata; Aves; Tinamiformes; Tinamidae
Gene: HAPLN3
Product: hyaluronan and proteoglycan link protein 3
Exons: 4
Coding region: 1-1086 (361 amino acids)
Biological process (GO): cell adhesion
Molecular function (GO): hyaluronic acid binding
Source: RefSeq, a predicted model, not a curated record